AUGAAGCUCACUACUGCCUUCAUUGCCGGUCUGCUGUCCGCUAGCACCGUUGUUGCUGCCCCUGGCACUGCUAUGCGUCGCAAGCGUGCCGAAGGUGCCAUUGCUGCCAGCCGUGCUGGCUUCGUCAAGGCCCCAAAGCCCUUCCUUGCAGCCACCAACGUAACCGCUGUCGUUCACAGUCCCGAGAAUAAGCAAGCCAGCUACUCCACCAACUGGGCAGGCGGCGUCCUCGAGGGCUCAGGCUUCAAUACCGUGACCGGCACUUUCACCGUCCCCAAGGUCGCCGUCCCUUCCGGUGGUAGUUCCAAAACAUUGUACUCGGCCUCUGCUUGGGUUGGUAUCGAUGGCUACUCCUGCUCCUCCGCCAUCCUGCAGACCGGUGUCGAUUUCAGCAUUCAGAACGGCGCUGUCACCUAUGAUGCCUGGUACGAGUGGUUCCCCGACUACGCCUACGACUUCACCGGCAUCAGCUUUUCGGCCGGCGACAGCGUAACCAUCACCGUUACCGCAUCAUCUAAGACCGGCGGUGUCGCCACCAUCAAGAACAACAGCAAGGGCACCUCUGUCAGCCAUACUUUCACCGGUCAAACCGCUGGCAGUCUCUGUCAAACUGAUGCCGAGUGGAUCGUCGAGGACUUUACGCAGAUCCAGAAUGGACAGGAGUCUCUGGUUCCUCUGGUCAACUUUGGUACUGUAACUUUUACUGGUGCAUCGGCUACUACGAACAGUGGAACUAAGCUUGGUCCUGCUAGUGCUGAUGUUAUUGAUUUGAUUUCUGCCAAUGGAAAGACUGUUCUUACUGAUGUUACUGUGGGUUCUUCUACCGUUGCUGUCGUCUAUGGAUGA
Aureobasidium vineae is the source of this 846-nucleotide messenger RNA. The record is from the annotation of a GenBank genome assembly. NCBI's taxonomy places the organism in Eukaryota, Fungi, Ascomycota, Dothideomycetes, Dothideales, Saccotheciaceae.